GCACAACUCAAUAAGAACCUCGCCAGAAAAUAUAUACGUUUACAUUUUUGGUAAAGGUUCGUUAAGAAAUUAUGAUAGUGACUGCCGAUUUAAGGACAUUGGACCAAGAUGCGAUAGUAUUCAGACGAAGAGCUUUACGAGACGCCGUGAUAUGUAUAGGAUGGCUAAAAUUAGUAUCAGUGAUAUGUUAUAUCAUUCUUUAUUUCUUAGUACACGCAAACAGCAAGGGUAAUAUCGCUAAUGUUAUACAAAUAAUGAUCUUGGCGAUAAUACCGUUCAUCAUACUGAAUGGAAUUUUGUUAUUCUUGGGUGCAUUAGAAGAGAAAACUAUUGCCCUCGAUAUCAGUCUGUGGUUGUGUCUUACAAUCGCGUCGUAUAAUACUGUUUUGGGUGUGAUGGGUGGAAUUUACUUCAUACGAACUGGACAUUUUACGAUGCAUUUUUUGCUAGCUGUCUUAUUUGGAACCUUGUCAGUUUCGCUUAUCACUGUCCUAUGCCACGAUAUAUUAAUAAUAUACGCUUACAAAAGCCUUCUUAGAUCAUUAAGUUUAUAA
Messenger RNA from Vanessa atalanta (red admiral), 554 nucleotides. RefSeq lists its product as uncharacterized. The record is from RefSeq and is a predicted model, not a curated record. Lineage: Eukaryota; Metazoa; Arthropoda; Insecta; Lepidoptera; Nymphalidae. The coding region runs from base 72 to 554 and encodes 160 amino acids. The transcript is spliced from 4 exons.